AUGGAUAUCUCCAUAAAAAACGAAAAACAUUUUGAAUCAUUAAAUCAAGGAAAAGAUAUUUCUUUGAUUCGAAACUUAGCAUUCCAAUCCAUCAAUCAGAUCUCAUUACUUUGGAAAAUGUGUGGACCUUUACGUAUUUUGAACGAUACAUUGCCAAUUAUGUCAGACUCCAAAUCAAAAAUAUCACCUACAUUUGAACUAUUUGAAAAAAUUGAUCAAAACUCUACAAUGUUUGCCGAUCAUAUAGUAAAAAGUAAGGUAUUCAUUUGGGAAAGCAACAUAAUAUGUUCGACAAAAGACUUGAUGCUAAACGUCAAAACAAAAGAAAAUAAAAGCAUAUCAUUAAACAAUUUGGAGCCAGAAGCACCAACUAAAGAGAAUGUAGAUAAAGAUGACCAAGUGUCUGAUACUCCCACUAAGAAGAAUGUAAAUAUCUUUAUAGAUCUCAACUCUUACCCCAAUUCAAAGCAAAUGCAAGAUGAAGGCUACACAUUUUUUUGGGAUGAAUCAUUACAUGUUCCCAAAGAUGGAAAAGUGUCUGAUACUCCCAUUAAAGAGGAUGUAAAUAUUAAUUUAGAUCCCAACUCUUACCCCGAUUCUAAGCAAAUGCAAGAUGAAGGCUACACAUUUUUUUGGGAUGAAUCAUUACAUGUUCCCAAAGAUGACCAAGUGUCUGAUACUCCCAUUAAAGAGGCUGUAAAUAUUAAUUUAAAUCCCAACUCUUACCCCUAUUCUAAGCAAAUUCAAGAUGAAGGCUACACAUUUUUUUGGGAUGAAUCAUUACAUGUUCCCAAAAAUGAAAAAGUGCCUGAUGCUUCCACUAAGAAGAAUGUAAAUAUCUUUAUAGAUGCCAACUCUUACCCCGAUUCAAAGCUAAUGCGAGAUGAAGGCUACACAUUUUUUUGGGAUGAAUCAUUACGUGUUCCCAAAGAUGACCAAGUGUCUGAUACUCCCAUUAAAGAGGCUGUAAAUAUUAAUUUAGAUCCCAACUCUUACCCCGAUUCUAAGCAAAUGCAAGAUGAAGGAUACAUAUUUUCUUGGGAUGAAUCAUUACAUAUUCCCAAAGAUGGAAAAGUGCCUGAUGCUUCCACUAAGAAGAAUGUAAAUAUCUUUAUAGAUGCCAACUCUUACCCCGAUUCAAAGCAAAUGCGAGAUGAAGGCUUUACAUUUUUUUGGGAUGAAUCAUUACAUGUUCCCAAAGAUGGAAAAGUGUCUGAUACUCCCAUUAAAGAAAUGAUGCUAAACGUUAAAACAAAAGAAAAUAAAAGCAUAUCAUUAAACAAUUUGGAUCCAGAAGCACCAACUAAUGAGAAUGUUGUCAAUUAUGACCAAGUGUCUGAUACUCCCAUUGAAAANUUAUGA
Messenger RNA from Daktulosphaira vitifoliae (grape phylloxera), 1362 nucleotides. RefSeq lists its product as uncharacterized. Bases 1 to 1362 code for a protein of 453 amino acids. Lineage: Eukaryota; Metazoa; Arthropoda; Insecta; Hemiptera; Phylloxeridae. The record is from RefSeq and is a predicted model, not a curated record. The transcript has 2 exons.